Messenger RNA from Anolis carolinensis (green anole), 3653 nucleotides. It is a transcript of the gene acox1, whose product is annotated as acyl-CoA oxidase 1. Gene Ontology annotation, cellular component: peroxisome. The coding region runs from base 76 to 2079 and encodes 667 amino acids. Gene Ontology annotation, biological process: fatty acid beta-oxidation using acyl-CoA oxidase; lipid homeostasis; very long-chain fatty acid metabolic process. The record is from RefSeq and is a predicted model, not a curated record. Gene Ontology annotation, molecular function: FAD binding; fatty acid binding. The transcript is spliced from 14 exons. Lineage: Eukaryota; Metazoa; Chordata; Lepidosauria; Squamata; Anolidae.
CCCUCCCUCCCUCUCGUCCGGAAGCCCUUUGCUUCCUGCAUUCCUCGGCCGGUCUGUUGCUCUCCUUCCUGGGCCAUGGCCGCCAGCAUGAACCCGGACCUGCGCAAGGAGCGGAGCGCGGUUUCCUUCAACACGGAGCUCCUCACCAACGUCCUGGACGGGGGCGUCGAGCGGACCCGGCGCCGCAAGGAGAUCGAAGCACUUGUUAUAAAUGACCCAGAUUUUGCACAUGAGGAUGUCAAUUUCCUCUCCCGCAGCCAGCGCUAUGAAGAAGCUAUCAAAAAGAGCGCUCUUAUGGUGAUGAAACUCAGAGAAUAUGGAAUUGCAGAUCCUGACGAGAUCUACUGGUUUAAAAGUGUAUGCACGGGCAUGCCCAAACCUGUUCUGCCAGUUGAUCUACACUACAGCAUGUUUACAAACACCUUACAGAAUCUGUGCAGUGAAACUCAACGAGAGAAAUGGCUGUCCCUGGCCUCUCGAUUCCAGAUAAUCGGCACCUACGCUCAGACUGAAUUGGGGCAUGGAACUCAUCUCCGAGGAUUGGAAACCACAGCCACUUAUGAUCCUGCGACCCAGGAAUUCAUCCUAAACAGCCCAACUGUGACUUCUAUUAAGUGGUGGCCUGGGGGAUUGGGUAAGACAUCAAACCAUGCCAUUGUUUUGGCUCAGCUUUAUACCCAGGGCAAGUGUCAUGGAUUACAUGCUUUCAUUGUGCCAAUACGCCAGUUGGGAACCCAUGAGCCAUUGCCAGGCAUUACUGUUGGUGAUAUUGGGCCAAAAUUUGGUUAUGAUGAAAUGGACAAUGGCUAUUUAAAAAUGGACAAUUUCCGUAUACCCCGUGAAAACAUGCUAAUGAAACAUGCCAAGGUUGAACCAGAUGGCACAUAUGUGAAACCUCUCAAUGCCAAACUGACCUAUGGGACCAUGGUGUUCAUCCGUUCAAUUAUUGUGGGAGAUGCUGCUCGUUCCUUAGCCAGGGCUUGUACGAUUGCCAUCCGUUACAGUGCAGUGCGGCACCAGUCUGAAUUGAAACCAGGGGAGCCUGAGCCUCAGAUCUUGGAUUAUCAGACUCAGCAAUACAAACUGUUUCCUCUUCUGGCAACAGCUUACGCUUUCCACUUUGUGGGUGCCUAUAUGAAAGAUACCUACCGUCGCAUCACUGGGAACAUCAGUGAAGGAGACUUGAGUGAACUGCCAGAGCUGCAUGCUUUAUCUGCAGGGCUAAAGGCUUUCAGUUCCUGGGUUGCCAAUGCUGGCAUUGAAGAUUGUCGGAUGGCAUGUGGUGGACAUGGCUAUUCCCGUUGCAGCGGCCUGCCUGACAUCUAUGUCAAUUUCACCCCGUCCUGCACUUACGAAGGAGAGAACACUGUCAUGAUGCUGCAAACAGCACGAUUCCUUAUCAAAAGCUAUACGCAAGCUAGUUCAGGACAGUUGCUUAGCGGCAUGGUGUCCUACCUGAAUGACCUUCCAGGGCAACACAUUCUGCCCCACCAAGUGGCUGGUCGACCCACUGCCCUGCAUAUCAACAACCCAUCCAGCUUAGUGGAAGCAUAUAAAUUGAGAGCUUCUAGGCUGGUUGAAUUUGCAGCAAAGAACUUGCAAGCUGAACUGAACCGCAGGAGGAGCAAGGAGGAUGCUUGGAAUCGUACUUCUAUUGAUCUAGUCCGAGCAUCUGAGGCACACUGUCACUAUGUGGUGGUCAAGCUGUUCACAGCAAAGCUUUCAGAAAUUGGUGACCCAGCUGUCCGGGCUGUUAUGAACAAUUUAUGUCUGCUAUAUGCGCUCCAUGGAAUUAGUAAAAACACUGGAGAUUUUCUGCAGGGAGGCAUUUUAACAGACGCACAAAUAACUCAGGUGAACCAACGUGUGAAGGAGCUCUUGGCAUUAAUCCGUCCCAAUGCAAUAGCUCUGGUGGAUUCCUUUGACUUCCAUGAUUCCGUUCUUGGAUCUGUGCUUGGUCGGUAUGAUGGUAAUGUCUAUGAAAAUAUGUUUGAGUGGUCAAAGAAAUCUCCACUAAAUAAAACACAGGUCCAUCCAUCUUUCCAUAAACACCUGAAGCCAAUGCAAGCUAAACUGUGAUAACCUUUCCUGCUGUUUUAACAUACUAUUCUUCUGUUCCCUGGAAUUGAUUACUUCAUUUUCCCUGUGCACACCUGAAUUAUUUGGCAAAUCCAGAUAGCCAUAGGGUAGUCAGUAACUUUAGCUUUUACAAUUUUUAAUACAUUUUGAAUGAAUUAUGGCAAAGGAAUACAAGAUGUGAUUAUGCUCAGAAGAAAACCUUUUUAAUCAUUCAAAAAAGCUUUACAGAUUGAUGUUAAAUCUGUCGAUUUGUGAAGCAGUUUAGACUGCUGCAGAAGCCUGUGUUUUGUUCAGCAGGAUUUUUUCACUACUAAGUAGUUCUGAAGAUAGUUGACAGCUUUCCUUCUGAAAAUGCUGUUAAAUUCAAGGUAGCUGUGUGCACUUUGUCAGAAGCUUCUUGUGAACUUGCUUUCCAGUUAUGGUGAUCACAGCCCUAUCAGGAACUGGGCUGCAUGAACCUUGGUAGGAACAAUGUAUGUAAGUUUGUCCACCCAUCUACAACUUAGUGUAUUUUUAAAAUCCAGCAGUUACCUCGUGGUACUGCUUCUCCUCUUAACAGGAGUCAUCCUGAUUCUAAGGCCAGAUGGCUCUUGCUCUUUUGUUCUAAAGGUGAAACACAUGGUCAUAUAUCUGGUAAAAUUUUCUGUGUGGUUUGUCUCUUCUAGGCUCAAAUCCCAAAUAAUGAGGAAAUGUCCAAGUUCUUGAGACUUGAAAAUGUUGGGAAUGACGUCAUUGAUAAUCACUACAAUCUGUACAACUUUAAAUGCAGUUGUAGCAGGCUGAGAAAACUUCUUGACAUAUUUGACCUGAAAGUUGAACAGUAUUUAAGAUAAAUUUUUCCAAUCAUACCAGUUUUCGUAUUUUCUAGAACUCUUUCUGAAGCACUUAAAUUAUUUUAGAUGUGGAAUAAUGUACACCCUGCAUUUUGCAGAAUCAAAGACUAGAUGGGAAUGAGUUCCAAAUAGGAAUGGUGGACAAAAGCCCAUAACCAUACACAUUCUGAAUUCAGGGGUGCCACAAAGAAUAGGUGCCUUUAGAGUAAAUAGUUCCAGAUUACUGUUAGCAGGCUAACAUUUAAGCAUUGUACAGAACUUUUAUUUUGUGAAAUCAGCAGGAGUAACAAUUCUAGCAAGUAGGUUGGAUUGUACUUCACUGAAUUUUUCUAACCAAUCAGGAUAUAGAGAUCACCAACUGAAGAAUUUUGAGUUGUCCUCAAUUAUGUGAAACUGUAUAAAUGAAGAAUCGGACUUAAAAUCUCAAGACUUAAUUUGCGGACCACUCUGUGGACCACUUUUUAAAGACCUAAACAUGCUGCAGGGGUUUCCUUACUCUGCAACCUUCAAGCAAGAGAAGCACUAUGUAUUUAAAUUGAAGCAAAAUCAUUUUAACUCCCAGGCUGCCUGAAGCAUUCCUUCUAGUGUAUCCAAUUACUGUGAUAUUAAUAUAUGUGCAUACUGGCUUUCUGUGUACAAUGCUGACUGGAAAUAAAAAAACAAUGCAGAAGAAACCAGUUGAACAUAUUUUACAGGCUCAUGUAUACUUAAUAAAGAAAUUAACUUUCAAACACUGGAAAA